Cyphellophora europaea CBS 101466 is the source of this 1008-nucleotide messenger RNA. RefSeq lists its product as uncharacterized. The record is from RefSeq and is a predicted model, not a curated record. Bases 1 to 1008 code for a protein of 335 amino acids. NCBI's taxonomy places the organism in Eukaryota, Fungi, Ascomycota, Eurotiomycetes, Chaetothyriales, Cyphellophoraceae. The transcript has a single exon.
AUGGCGAUAGGUGGGCUUUACCAGCAAGGCUAUCUUUCCGUCGAGAUGGCGGGUCUCAACGACAAACUGCGGGGAAGACACUGUGACAUGACCUACAUCAUGUCGCUCCAGGCGCUGCGACGGGAUUUGGAACUUCAUGAGCAAAGACUGUCCGACGCGACGAUGGGCAAGUGUCUCCUCUUGGCUUUCCAGACCAGAAUGUUCGACGUCAACGAUGACCGCCCCGAUGGUCUGAUACACACGAGAGGAUUGUGCGCUCUCGUGAAAGCCCGAGACGCCAUGAAUGUAAAGACCGACCGAGCGCUCCAGCUGUUCAGAGCAUGUCGAAUCGUGGUCUUAUACGCGAGUCUGUAUCAUGGCGAGCCCGCUCCGUUCAGUAUGCCAUUGUGGUGCCACGGCAUGUGCCACCAACCCAGCUACAGUGCUAUCGAUAACCUCACCGACAUUUUGCACGCCACUUGUGACUUUGGCUGGAGAAUCCAGGCCAACCAGGAUGAGAGUUCCAUGGUGCAUACCAUGAACGGCAUCAAAGGCUGCAUCUCAAGUCUCGACCAGUGGUACAGAACGGUUCGACACCGGUGUGGCUGGGAAAUCAUCGAGCAAAACAUUGCCAACUCCCGAUGUCCAUUCUCAUCGUUUCUCACCUUCAACAACCCUUUAGCCGCGGAAGCGUACUCAAUCUUUUACACCAUCCUCCUAAUCUUCUCUCGGAUCAAGAAUUCAACUCCAGGCUGUUGGCCUCAUGAUAGCAAGCUGUCGGAGUGUCUCCCGCAUCUCGAUACUACUGCUCUGGCCAUCGAUAUAGGCCGUAUGACGCCCUACUUUAUUGCUGGUGGAGCUCUCGGAUACUAUGUGAUCGAGUAUCCUGUCAGGUUUGCCAUGCGGUGUUUUGUGACUGCGGACACAAGACAGAAUCGGCUAUGGCUCGAAGCCGUGAUGAACCGCGCAAAACUUUCCCCCCUCGACGAAAUCCAAUUCUGCAUGGAAACUCCACACCUCGGUCCAUAG